This is a messenger RNA of Stegastes partitus (bicolor damselfish), 2818 nucleotides long. RefSeq names its product dynein, cytoplasmic 1, light intermediate chain 1 (gene dync1li1). NCBI's taxonomy places the organism in Eukaryota, Metazoa, Chordata, Actinopteri, Pomacentridae. Bases 15 to 1472 code for a protein of 485 amino acids. Gene Ontology annotation, molecular function: dynein heavy chain binding. The transcript is spliced from 13 exons. The record is from RefSeq and is a predicted model, not a curated record. Gene Ontology annotation, cellular component: cytoplasmic dynein complex; centrosome. Gene Ontology annotation, biological process: microtubule-based movement; microtubule cytoskeleton organization.
CAAGCCCUGCGAAGAUGGCGACUUCAGGGAGGAGUGCAUUAUUAUCCUCCACCUCAACUGGACCUAAGAGCACACUGGAGAACUCAAACCCGGAGGAGGAUGACGGACAGAACCUGUGGUCCACCAUCCUGAGCGAAGUGUCAACCCAUUCAAGAUCAAAGCUACCGUCGGGGAAGAAUGUCCUGGUCAUGGGUGAGGUUGGCUCGGGGAAGACCACCUUGGUUGCAAAGAUGCAGGGGGUUGAAGAAUACAUGAAAGGGCGUGGCCUGGAAUACCUCUACUUCAGAGUCUACGACGAUGACAUUGAUGAUCACACUAGAUGUAAUGCUUGGGUGUUAGACGGAGACCUUUACCAUAAAGGUCUGCAGGGAGUAGCUGUACCAGUGGACUCCAUCGACAGCACGUUGCUGCUGAUAACGGUUGACAUGUCGCGGCCGUGGAACGCCCUGGACUCUCUUCAGAAGUGGGCCGCCGUUGCUAGGGAACACAUCGACAAACUCCGAGUCGCCCCGGAAAAGCUGCGGGAGCUGGAGCACAGACUUGUAAAACAGUUUCAAGAGUACACAGAGCCGGGCAGUGGGGAGGAUGGCACACCGCAGAGGAGGAGUGAAGAGGAAGAAAGCGUGCUGCUGCCGUUAGGGGACAACACACUUACGCACAACCUGGGAAUACCAAUGGUGGUCGUCUGCACUAAGUGUGAUGCUAUCAGCACAUUGGAGAAGGAGCACGACUACAGAGACGAACACCUGGACUUCAUCCAGUCCCACAUCAGACGUUUUUGUCUGCAGUAUGGCGCCUCUCUGCUUUAUACAUCAGUGAAGGAGAUUAAGAACCUGGACAUUUUGUAUAAGUAUCUGGUGCACAGACUCUACGGCUUCCCCUUUCACUGCCCCGCACAAGUGGUGGAAAGAGAUGCUGUUUUCAUCCCGUCAGGUUGGGACAAUGAGAAAAAGAUCGCCAUACUUCACGAGAACUUCCAGACAGUAAAAGCAGAAGACAGCUUUGAGGAAGUAAUAGUCAAGCCGCCGGUCAGAAAGAUUGUACAUGAAAAGGAGAUUCAAGCAGAGGAUGACCAAGUGUUUCUGGUAAAACUGCAGUCGCUGCUCGCCAAACAGCCCGCUGUGACAGCAGGGCGACCAGUGGACACCACUAGCAGAGCACCAACAGGCUCCCCGAGGACGAGUAAUCGCUCUGCGGCGGCGAAUGUAGCCAACGCCAUGCCUCAGUCGGGUCAGACCAGUGAGGGUGUGCUGGCCAACUUCUUCAACAGUCUACUGACAAAGAAGGCGGGGACAGGAGGGCCGGGGACACCAGGUGGCGGUAACAAUACUCCAGGAACUGUACGGAAGUCAGGUUCGAAGCUGGGCCUGAGCGACGUCCAGGCGGAGCUGGACCGCAUAUCCAGCCGGGAGACUGACUCAGACUUGCCCAAUGCCAACGACGCCCCUGCCACCGACGGCCAGGACACAUGAAGACCAACACGCUUCGCCCUGCUCUCCUCCUCCCCCCCCACCUCCCCGCUCCACCUCAGUCACCGUCCACCUCCCUUCAUCCCUCCACUCUCACCCUCCACUUCAUCAUAAAGAUGCAGGGGAAAGGGAGGGGGUGGACGUAAAGUUUUUUUUCCCCCACCCCUUCACCAUCGUCUUUCACUUUCUCCUCCAGGAGAAGAACUCUCCCUCUCUUCCCUUAUGCCUUCACCCGCACCUCGAUCCCACCCACCCUUCUUUUUCUUCCCGGCUGUUCCACCGAGGACAAGUAUUUGUCACUGUUACAUACAAGAGACUGUCUGUUACAUGAGAGUAUGUGGGUAAAGGGGAUGGGGGAGGACUUAUUGGGAGGGCGGGGGGGAGGUUGAAGGUUGGGAUGAGAAGAAGCGAAAGGUGGGUCGAUUGCAAGAAUGAAAGCGAGGGUGUUUUAUCCAUCCAUUUAUUGUGAUGGUACAGUUAGCGUUUUUACUGUAGGAAAUGCUGAGGGCGCAUGUUGAAGAAGCUGCACUUAGGUAACGUAGGGAUGACUGUGUGUGAUUGUGCGUUUAAUAUAUGCGGGGCAAGUCGCGCUUGACCAGAGGAUGAGAUUUGAGAACAAAAAAAAAAAAGAAAAAAAUGCCUGAAACAAAAAUUGCAAACAGUCUUGUUUUUUUUUUUAAGAUGAAGGAAAAACAGUAUUUGUGUGUGUGUGUGUGUGUGUGUGUGUUUGCGUGUGUGUGUGUGGACAAGAGCGCAAGAGUGAGGCAGACAGAAUAUUAAGGAAGUUAUUCCAACCGAGACCUGUUUGUUGAGAGAUUUUUGGCUGUUUGCAUUUCAACCAAAUGUCAAAAAAACAAAAACAAAAAAGACAUUACUAUGCUCUUACACUACAAAACUCACUUGGAACUCUUAAAACAGUGCAAACUGUAAUUACACGAACCAAAUGUGAUUAAAAGUAUGCUACAAAAUCGAAACUUCACACUUGUGCGCGUAGGUGCAUCAUGAUACCCGGUUCUGCGAUUGGCCAAACCGCCCCUCGAGGUGCUACGUACAGUACAAACCUGUAGAUAACUGACACUGAAAAAGGGAGGGUUGUUAGAGGGUGGGUGGGUAGCUGAGCUUUACUUGUACAGAAAGAAGCACUAGUGAUUCCAUAGUUACUGCUGGCAGGGUGGUAGUUGAAGGGAGGGGGGGGGAGAAAGGGGGUCAGAACAUGGGAGGGUCACAUCAAGAAUGUACAGUCAUUGUCUAGCUGAUUGGUCCUGUUAUUUCAGAGCUCUGUGUUGGCGUUUGUAUAAUCAGAUCUGUCAAUCAGUCAAAUAAAAGGUGUAUUUAUUCGGAUUCAUCUA